Messenger RNA from Cephus cinctus (wheat stem sawfly), 2540 nucleotides. Its product is annotated as transcription factor SOX-9. Gene Ontology annotation, biological process: regulation of transcription by RNA polymerase II. Gene Ontology annotation, cellular component: nucleus. The record is from RefSeq and is a predicted model, not a curated record. NCBI's taxonomy places the organism in Eukaryota, Metazoa, Arthropoda, Insecta, Hymenoptera, Cephidae. Gene Ontology annotation, molecular function: DNA-binding transcription factor activity, RNA polymerase II-specific; RNA polymerase II cis-regulatory region sequence-specific DNA binding. The transcript is spliced from 6 exons. Bases 282 to 1280 code for a protein of 332 amino acids.
CAAGAUCUGUACUAGCAACAACAAUAAUUCGACAAUGGGUGCAAAUAAUGGUGAGGGUAUCAGUGCAGCCGUUGCAAAAGUUCUUCAGGGCUAUGACUGGACUUUGGUGCCAGUGGCUACCAACGCCCUGGUUAGGUUUCAUCCAUCCACAAGACUGUUCAACCCCUUCGUCAUGAUCUACAGGUUGCUUUCUUUUUUUUGGGCCAGGCGAACGAACCCUUCCAAGUCUCCUGUUUUACUGGGGUUCCGGUGACAAAAGAGCCACUCACGUCAAGAGGCCCAUGAACGCGUUUAUGGUUUGGGCCCAGGCUGCCCGACGGAGACUGGCCGAUCAGUACCCUCAGCUGCACAAUGCUGAAUUAUCCAAGACUCUUGGGAAAUUGUGGCGGCUACUCUCGGACAGCGACAAGAAACCCUUCAUCGAGGAGGCGGACAGACUAAGGCUGAUCCACAAGCGGGAGCAUCCGGACUACAAGUACCAGCCGAGGCGGCGGAAGCAAAACGGUGGCUCCGCCAGGGACGGGUCGCCGUCCAGGAGUCAGAGUAACGUCACCUUCAGCGUGUCCAGGUCUCUCAAGCAGGAGGACAUGAGUCCCAGGGGACUUCAGGGACCCAAUUCGCCUCAGAGCGCUGUCAGCUCGUCGCCACCUACCACACCGAGUCAGGGUCUGUCGCCGCCUACGCCUCCGACCACUCCCAGAGGGCAGCACUAUGCCAUUCAGACCCAGCAGCAUCCGCCGAACAAUCCUCUGUAUCAUCAGGAGAUGAGUACUCCGUCGUCCAGUGAAUCUCCUCAGCAGAGUGGUCUCGAUCUUCGUUACAUCGAGGUCGGCGACGGACUUCCGGUCGAAGAGGCUCAGCUGGGUGGUCUUGGUACCCUUGGUGGAGUAAACUUCAAUUUACCCCUGAAUCUUCAGGAAUGCGCUGUAGAGAGUGACGAGCUGGACCAGUACCUGCCGCCUCCGGUACAUCCGGUUCACCAGUAUCCUCCAGCACCGGCUAACGCCUCGAGCCAGUGGAUACUGAACAGAUACGAAGAGGACACGGAGCGGCCUAGCAAACGUCACUGCGCCGAGCAGCUCCCAGCUGAGCUCUCCUGGGAAGACAGGGCUCAGGAUAUGAUCCAAUAUCAUGAACUUCAACCCCCGUUACCCCCAGUACAGUAUAUAUCUAUUCCACAUCCCCAUGGAACUCAGGUCGGACAUCCGCACGUCUCCACGUCGUAUUCGCAGUACCAUCGCUAUGUACCUGGUAUCGAGUCCUGGCCUAAUUACUUGUAGGACCAAUUGACAGCCGGAACACUAGACUCUUGUAGACACUAAGCCUAGUACUAGAUUUUGAGGUAUUAUGGUGGGACCAACUGAGAGGAGUCAGCGAAGGUCUACCACUGGAAUAUUAUUAAUGAGAAAAGUACAGACGAUAGCCAAAUAUGUUGUAAUUAACGAUCAAUUAGGGUGAUUUAUUGCUGUUGCUAUAUAUAUAUAUAUACAUAUACAUAUAUUAAUAUACAUACGAUUAUGCAACAGUAAUCAAAGGCGCACGUAUAUACGUAUCGAUACAGAUAUCUAGCCAAUACUAUAAGUACUACAAUACUAGCCAAUAUACACGUAACACGGUAUAUGUGCAUUGGGCCUUAGAGAUUGACGCGAGAGUAAGGCCGUACGUUGUCAGUGUACGGUGCUAACUGAUGCUAAUGCUGAAAUAUCUAUAAGCCGUGAGCCGUGAGCCAUCGGGUCCGUGAGCCAUAAGACUCCAUGACAUCAUCAUUCCAUGACAGCCUACCAUUCCAAAGCGAACAAUUUCAAGCCAAACAAACAGCCCUCGCGAUCCAAUAAUAUAAGCUUAUAAACGCUAACCAUAAACCCGCCGCGAUCCUGAGUUUAUUAUACGUUACUGGCCAGGGCCGACGAGUCCAAUUCAAAUAAACCCCGUUCAACUCGAAUAGUCAAGUUGGCACGUACGUAACGCGGGUGGUUCAGACCUAGGACAGCUGAGACAAUCGGAUAUUUUCGAUAUGCAGACAUUCCUGAUAAAUUAGAUUUCUUGUUCGAUGCAUUUUUAACCCUUGACCUGUAUUUUUUUUCUUUACAAUUGACACCACAUUCCAUGACCUUACCCACAGGUGUUGCUACGGCUAAAUUAAGCUAGCUGACUAAUCGUAUUGGUUACAUUUAUACAGAGUAAGGUACGCUAAUUUUAAGGUAUAUAUAUAUAGGUAUUUUGAAAAUCAGUAUAUGAUUUGAUAUACAAUUCCAAAAUCAACGUUAGAUAUGAAUAUGUAGAUUAUAUAUAUAUGGUAGACGUACAAUAUCGAGAGCCGUGCUUUUGUACUUAUAUACAUAAUAUACGUAUAUAUAGAUAUAUAUUUAUUUACAUUAAUAACGUACGGCCAAUUAGCUAGGUAACACCGCGAAGGAACCAGAGAUACGACUAAGUAUCGAUGCGUAGAUCAGAGACAUUUUUUUCAUAAGUUACAUGUAUAUUGUUCUUUUUUUUUUAUAUUAGGAAUAAAGUUUUACGUCGAGCAAUUCAGAAACCAA